Molecule: messenger RNA, 2368 nt
Organism: Columba livia (rock pigeon)
Lineage: Eukaryota; Metazoa; Chordata; Aves; Columbiformes; Columbidae
Gene: HSD3B7
Product: hydroxy-delta-5-steroid dehydrogenase, 3 beta- and steroid delta-isomerase 7
Exons: 6
Coding region: 90-1205 (371 amino acids)
Biological process (GO): steroid biosynthetic process
Molecular function (GO): 3-beta-hydroxy-Delta5-steroid dehydrogenase (NAD+) activity
Source: RefSeq, a predicted model, not a curated record
AAAUCUAUUGGCUGAAAGAUUAACAGUGCACGAUAGGAUCUUGGCAGCAACCUUCUCUCUACUCCUCAACCACAAAAACAUCUUCAGAGAUGGAUAGAGCCUGGGUCUACCUGGUGACAGGAGGAUGUGGUUUUAUUGGGGAGAAGAUUGUAGAGCUCCUGUCUCAACAAGAUUACAUCAAAGAAGUCAGAGUUUUUGAUUCAGUAGCAAGAGAAGAAGUAAAAAAAUUCACCACAGCUACCACUCUUGUGACAGUGACGAAAGGAGAUUUGCGAGACUACAAUCUGCUCCUUGCUGCCAUGCAGGGAGUUGACGUGGUUAUUCACACAGCUGCUAUUGUGGACUACAGGAACACCGUGCCCUUCUGGGAAAUGAGAGCUAUCAAUGUUGGGGGUACUGAAAAUGUGUUAAGGGCCUGCUGUGCCCUGGACAUCCCAUAUGUUGUCCACACAAGCUCCAUUGCUGCGGUGGGACCAAAUACAUUGUGUGAGCCCAUGUUCAGGGGAAAUGAAGACACCAAAUACAGUGGAGAAGUGGAGCUGCCUUAUGGGAAGACCAAGGCCAUGGCCGAAAAACUUGUAUUUGAAGCCAACGGCAAAAAGCUGAGCAAUGGUGGUAAACUCACAACCUGCAUCAUCCGUGCAAACACAGUGUAUGGGGAGAAGGGAAUGUUUCUUCAAGAGUUGUAUUCAUUUGUCAAAGCCAGGAAUGGUGUGAUGAACUACCUAGAACCUGAAAACACAGAGCGCAAUUACACGUAUGUGGGGAAUGUUGCGUGGAUGCAUGUUCUUGCAGCAAGGAACCUGCAGCUGAACCCAGACUUACUUGCGGGACAGGUGUACUAUUCCUACGAUGACACUCCAACCAGAAAAGGUUUUCUGAUCAGGCAUCAGCUGUUGUCCUCUGCAGACCCCUCAGUCCGAUUAGGCUCACACAUCCCUUACUGGAAGAUGUGGUUAAUGAUACAGCUGCACAGGAUAAUCAAGGUCAUCUUGUAUCCUUUCUGGAAGCCAUGGCCUUUCCUAAACUUGCCUUUACUGAACACGAUUGUCACCACCUUCUCCUAUGAGACAGACAAAGCCUCCAGGCAUUUUGGGUACAAACCCCUCUUCACCUGGGAAGAGAGCAAGCACAGAACCGUGCAGUGGUUGAAAGCGGCUGCAGGGGACCUGCAAUCCCCCCACCUUCCCAAAAAGAAGAACUAAGCAGCACUUUUGGGGUUAGGAGGGAGCUUAGCACACCACCAGGUUUCACCUGAACUUCACAACAUGCACAGAUCUUUGGCAGGAAUUUUGCAAAUCCUGGUACAGAGACAGAGAAGGAACAAAAUGUUGGGCUGCAAGCAUUAAAUAUACCCUUGUCAUGCCAAUAACUCAGCUAUUUUAAGAAGAAACUUCCAAUCUCUUGUGUUAACAAUAUAUAGGCUGAUUUAUUUUCUAAUUGUAUGGACAGAUAACUGAUGUCUACAAGCUUAGAGGUGGGAUUCAUAUUGUUUGUAACUCAAAAUCUCUUUUUUCACAGCACUCUGGCAGCAAAACAAAACAAAUUAAAGCCCAUGUUCAGCUGCCGCACUGGCAGACAGUGAUUUCAGGGAAGCCCUUUGCGUUUGUGCUAAAUAACGUCUGAACUUCAGGAGGAAGAGGUCAUUCCAGCUCAUUCCGUGGCACUGGAGCUAUAUAGUCCAUCUAGGAGCAGGAUUCACAGAUUAUAUUUUCCAAACACAGACAGGGCAGGCACUGCCAGCAGAUUCACAACAAAAACUUUAUCAGUUUAUCAGCUCCUUUAAGACAUCGAUCUGGUAAACCUAUAUUCAGCAAAACCAGAGAUUUCAGUUUUCACUUGAGCUCAGAGGAUGUAUUUACAACACUGGUUCACAUCUAAAAUGAAUUCUGUUGGUAUCACACUUCUGUGACUGUGGAACCAUCUCUUGAGUUUUCCUGCAGUUAAAGUGUGCACAUGAACAAAGCUUAUUUUAAUUACAAGUGUCCUUAUCCUCCUGGGAAAAGCAAGUUCCAGCAUGGCAUCCUUGAUAGAAACGAUCAAAAUUUGCUUCUUGUUAGUCACAGUAAUUACCCAGGAAGGAAAGUGAAGAAAUACUGUAUGAGCUGCCAAGUUAGCUUCACACUCACAAGAGAAUUCUUUGCAAAAUGAACUUACAAAUCAAAAAUCAUUUAUUCUGGUAAUUCAUUAAUAAUUUCAUAUAACAAAUUUGGGGGGAACUACUGCAAUGUGCUCACAGAGAAUCUGGGAAGGUGAAGUGUUCAAGUUACCAGUUCCCUGCUUUUUUUUUUGUUUCUCCCACCGUUUGUGCUGGGAGGUUUUUAAGAAAGGGAGUAAUAAAAUUGCUGCGUUUUCUCUUUCACUAAAA